AUGGAUUUCGAGCACGUUCCUCAUUCUCACCAGAAUGUCACAGUACCCCAACAAGCCUGGCUCCACAGCAGCUCCACCAGCUAUUUGGUGCUGUCAUCCCUUGGGCAGGGAACCUUUGGGAAAGUAUCCAAGUGCAUGAGGAUGGACACGAAGAAGGUUGUUGCUGUGAAAGUGCUUGUCAAUAAAGAUGACGCCUUUGCAGCAAUGAUAGAAGUGGCAAACCUGAGGAAACUGAAGAAACUGGAUCCAAACACUUCAAAUAUUGUGCAGUGGAAUGAUUUCUUCAUUGACAGAAAUCACAUAUGUCUGGAGUUUGAGCUUCUGGAUAUGAGUCUUCAGGACUUCAUGGAACUGAGAAAACACCAACCUCUCCCUCUGCAGGACAUUAGAUUUAUCAUUCAGCAGUUGGCUACUGCACUGCAACAGCUUGACAACAUUGAUCUUAUCCACUCAGACAUAAAGAUGGAGAAUAUCGUGCUGGUUGAUCAUAGACGGCAGGGACUGAAGCUCAAGCUUAUUGACUUUGGUCUGGCCUGUGAUAAGUCAGAUGCCAGACUGUUGGCGUAUAUUCAAACUAGACCUUACAGAGCUCCAGAAAUUCUGUUGGGUCUACCCUUCACAGCAGCCAUUGACAUAUGGUCUGUGGGCUGUGUGGCCGCUCAUCUUUUUACUGGCUCUUUACUUUAUCCAGGCACCAGCGAGUAUGACAUGAUGAGAUACAUUGUGGAGUGUCCGGGUCAGCCACCAGACGACAUGCUGGAUGCCGGACUGAAAACAAAACAGUUUUUCAAGCGAGACUCCACAUCCAACAGCAAUAAAUGGAGACUCAGAAAAUGUCACAAGCAUUUUCAUGCUACUGAAAUCAAGACAACCCGCAUCAGGAAGUGGACAAUAAAGUCUCUGGAUGAGCUUCAGCAAAUAAGGGCUUCCGUUUGUGUGCAAGCUACAGAUGAUCAAUCACAAAUGAAUGAUCAGAGGAUGUUCCUUGACUUGCUGAAACAUAUGCUCCAUGUAGAUGGAAACCAACGAAUAACACCUCAUCAGCUUCUGGAGCAUCCGUUUGUCAACAGGCACCACCGAGAGGACAACACACAGCAUAGUUCCCAUGCAUGGUGUCGUAAGAAAUCCACAAGUCAAAGGUCAAGACAGACACGUGAAGAUCACCAAGGAAAACAAACCAACCAGGCAGCCAAUGGGAAAGCUGUGUCUCAUCAAGCAAAACAUGACAGAAGUCUUCCCACCUGCAGCAGCACCUUGGCACCCCAUGAUAAGGAGAAAUCCUCCUAUAAUGCCCAGCAGACAAAGGUGAGCUCAGGGAUUAAAAGGAAGCUCUGUCCUGAAGAUGAUGAGGUGGUUUCUUGUGGAACAUCUGGCCUCCUCAGGAAGUCAGCAAAAGUGCAGUGGGUUAAGCUUCCAACUAAAAAAAGCCUUCCCACCUCCAGCACCUUGACACCCCCUGACAUCCACCAAUCUUUCUGUAAUGCCCAGCAGAAAAAGGUUAGCUCAGGGAUUAAAAGGAAGCUCUGUCCUGAAGAUGAUGAGGUGGGUUCUUGUGGAACAUCUGGCCUCUUCAGGAAGUCAGUAAAAAUGCGACGGGUUAUGCAUCCAUCUAAUGUAACCUUCUCGCCUCAAACAGGAGCCCAGCCUGUCACAAAGUAA
This is a messenger RNA of Thalassophryne amazonica, 1659 nucleotides long. RefSeq names its product homeodomain-interacting protein kinase 1-like. Gene Ontology annotation, cellular component: cytoplasm; nucleus. Gene Ontology annotation, biological process: peptidyl-threonine phosphorylation; peptidyl-serine phosphorylation. Lineage: Eukaryota; Metazoa; Chordata; Actinopteri; Batrachoidiformes; Batrachoididae. The transcript has a single exon. The coding region runs from base 1 to 1659 and encodes 552 amino acids. Gene Ontology annotation, molecular function: ATP binding; protein tyrosine kinase activity; protein serine/threonine kinase activity. The record is from RefSeq and is a predicted model, not a curated record.